UCAUUCGUGAGUAGACUGCGACCGCGUUCGGACCGGUUUCCCACAUCGUUAGCUCCUCAUCGUGCGCCGUGUUUAUAAUCCUCUCUCCAACACAUCGCCACUUGCCGCACAAAAAACAUCAAACCAUAGGAGCAGGAAUAUCGGAGUGUGUGUGUGCAGUGUUGGUGACAACUCCCUCCGUCCGCCGAUCGGUCGUUCAUCAAACUAAACAUCGGCAGUGCAACGAGUUCUUUUGUUAUUAAUCAUGUAACGCAAGGGUUGUGGGCGGGUCGUCAUGUGGGGUGGCUCACCGUGCUCGGGAAUUUCCUAAUCAUUCCGACGUUUAUAAGUUAAGUGGAUUAAAAGUGCCGCGCCUCAGCGCUCCUUGGAGCGCUCAACCUGCGCGAUUAAGAAAGCGUGUCCUGUUACACAAAUAUUGUACAAGGAAACAAGUGAUCGUAGUGCAAUCGACUCUGUUGCGAAAGAGGGGAGUGCGUUGAACGCAUUUGCUGGGAUUGCGAAGCAGUUAUACGCAUGAAGAGUUGAAAAUUUUGCUGACGGCUAAUCAAUUUGCGUGAAGAGCCAACACACAGUCAACAGUCAGUCAUCAGUGCAGUGCAAUGCAUAGAAGGGGAGACACGGAGCAGCGCAAACGAAGACAACGAGUUCGUCACGAUUGAUGUAAAUCGUACUACGCAAGUGUAUUUGUGACAUGUUUUCAUUGGAUAUGUUGUGCAAUUUUUGAGUGGUUGUAUUUAUCGUGACUGGAAUUUUAUAGAAUUAAUUAUUGCUUUUCGGAAAGGUGAUUCGUCAAUCAUCACAAUCUAGAGUGCAAGGUGCGUGAUCCGGGUUGGACAAAUACAGCGUCCAGAGUUGAUCAGAGAUAAUCCUCAGCCAUGGCAGACCCGACAUCAGCAACCCCUAUGCCAGUCCCAAGACCCCGCCAAAAGCCUAACCACAGCUCUUCACUUGCCAUCAGCCAAGACGAACCGGACAGCAUCGGUUCCAGCAUUCCAUCCAUCUAUCCGAAGCUUGAUCAGGGCAGCGUCCCAUCUCUGUAUCGAAAGGUGGACUACGAAAACUAUGAAAUCCCCUUUCCAAAAGCCAGCAGCACUCCCCAAGCCCAAAGCAUCAACUCUGCCGCAAAUGCCAACUCUCGACCGGUUCCCGCGCCAAGACGAACCAAGCUCGUGAUUCAGGAUGACGAAGGAGACUCCACUCAGUAUCAGAACGUAACUCCGGCCUCGGCGAAUGCCACCACCACGCCAACAGCAACAGGUGCCAUAAAACGGUCUCCUCCGCGUCCGCCUCUCCCGGCGAGCAGUCCCGGCUUCACGACCGUUCACAACGAUCUGCGCGGAACGAGCUCGGAGGCGACCUCACCGAGGACUUCCACCAGCAGCCGAAUGUUCAGCUUCGAAGGGGAACCCAUCCCUGGGUUGGGGAAUCCGAAUGAGUCGUCGGAUGGGGUGUCGAUUGGGAGUGGUGACAGCAGUGGCCGAAAGUACAAGACCACAUCUCCAGGAGAGCUGUUCAAAUCGAUUGGAAUGACCUCGAAACUAUUGACGGAGUCUAUCACGGAGAGGGUAACGCACAAAUCCAAAAAGGUUGCGACCAAACUGGACAAAAACUUCAAAAGCUGGGGGACUGAAGCAUCGAGUAAACUGAAGAGCGUUAGCAAAUCGAUCAACAGUUUAGCGGAAGAUAAGCUGUCGCUUUCGUUGGCACGCAAUAAGGAAGGCAAAACAAGCCGCAGCAAUAGUACGACAGACGAUCAGGAGUUUUUGGAACGAAGGCAAACCGUGCCUCCGGAGAAUAGUGAUCUCAUGAAGAACAUCCAGUUCAAUAGUCCCCUCAACAAUAAGGUCAAUAACCGGGACGACCUGACCCAAGGGUCGACGUCCUCCGCAUCCACUUACGACAUUCCAAAAAAUGCCAAAAGGACAAAUUUCGAGGAACCGCCACCGUACACGGAAUCGAGCAAGUCCAAGUCAAAUAGUAGCAUGAGCUUGGCGUCCGUGUCUUCGUCGUCGACGAAUCCCUCUUCGACCGGGAUGUUUACGAGAAACUCCGGACUGAGCCAGAGUCUGUACAGUAAGGUUCUGCCAAAGAAGGACAGAAGUGGGGGAAUCCCAUCGCCGGGACCUCUGCGGCAGAAAAAUAAGAGUGAGUCAAAUCUGUAUGAGAGCAAGUUCUACAUCGAUUCAGUGCGGGAGAUCGACAUUGGAAGCAGCGCCGAAAAUAUUCCACCGCCGAAAUUUCCCGCACCAGUACUUCAAGCAGCAGAAACUUCCAAAGCGCGUGAAAAUCCGUACGGCAAGUUGAAUAUCAUUCCGCGAUCGCCUUCCAGUAGUUCUUCCGAGGAAGACAAUAAUAAUCUACCGGAGAUGUUGAAACGUAUAAAGAUUCGGAAGAAAUCUGAAAACUACGAAAACGUCGCGGUGGGUAGUUCAUCGGCUCCAGAUUCUCGAAGAGCAACCUGUAACUCGGUGCAUCGCGUCUUUUCACGUAGAACGUCGUCAAUCGACGACUUGCGCAACAAUAUGAAUCUGCGCUCCGACUCGUGGAACUUCUAUGACAUCAGUAAUCGCAAUGCACGUCAUGAAAAUGACGAGGAUGAAGAUAGCUCCAGUAUAAGUACUCCAGAGCCAACGUACGCCAACGAUCAGCUUUAUGGACAAAUCUGCGAGAUGGAAACAUCUCUACUCAGACCAGAGCCGCUGAAUUCUCGGCCUGCGAAACACGAUUACGAUGAGGUGUCCAUAAUGGAUAUCAUCGACGAAUUCGAUCCGUUGGCUCAUCGACGAUCGCUGGCGGUCAUCAUGGAAAAGACUGGCGAUAAAGACGAACUCACCUUGAUCGAGAACAUUCUGAGUGCAGAGUCCUACGGACGAAGCGUCAAGCUGGAAUCGUCGGAUGAAAACCUGGUGCCGGAAGACGUCCCCAAGGGGCUCCCAAAGCCACCGAAAAGAUCGGAUUCACUACUGGAAUCAACAACGAAGGAUGAUCCCGGACCUCCCAAUAAAGAUCCGCCGCCGAUUCCGCAUCGAAAAAAGUCCCGCAGUCCCAAGAGGAGUAUGAUCAUCCAUCAAAAUCUGAACUUACCCUCGGACAGCAUCGAAAAUCUGGUUGAAGAAGCGGAAAUCGAACCGUACCUAGCAAGGGUGGAUGAACCGGAGGCGAGUCGCGAUCCAGCCGAUUUGAGCUAUCCAUCCAGCAGUCAGAGUCCACAAACAAGUUGGUUUGUGCCGGAUGACGCUACCGAACCAGAACCAGAAAAAUUCCUCAAAACUACAAAUGUAAACCCCUUGAAUGAAAAGAUCGACGGCAAGUCGGUGGACAAGAUCCACAAGGAACUUCCCUCGGAGUUGUCACGAAUCAACGAGGAUGAUUCGUAUCUUCCUUCGUACAUGGAAGCAAUUGGUGCAGAAGCUACGGGCGAACCCUUGCCCGGACCAUCCACCAACAAAUCCAGUGUAAAGUCCAAACUGUUGAACGCCCUGAAGCGCAAGUCCAGCUUCAAAGCAAAGGGAGACACUCUAACCGUACUGGAGAUGAUCCCGAAGCCCUUGUUGACCGAGAGGCUCAUCAGUCAUCAGGGACACGUUUUGAAGUUCCCAUCCGGUAUGAUCGGAGAUGUGUUCAACGAGUUGGCGCCGCGGUCGGCCGUACUGAAGGAAAAGAUCAUCCAGACGUAUCAGGAUCCUCAGAAAACUCAGCCCAAGGAGACGUUGCACCUGAAGUUCAUAUUAAGUUUGCAGUGCGUGGUUCAGCACAAGUUCAACAACGAAGGAGGGCCGGAUCUACACUGCUUUGAAGUUGUGCUGGCAAUGCCGAAGAAGGAAGGAAGUUCCGGGUCAAAUCAGCAGCUUCUGACCAACCCUAAUUUGGUGAUUACGAGCAACAAUAGUGGCAAUGUAAAAACGUUACGACAGUCGUACAUGUUCGGAGUACACAAACGCUCGGACAGGAACUUGUGGAUGGCAAAGAUAUUGCACUCUGUGACGGAGGUUUUCCCGGAAACGUGUCUGGCGGAGUUCACCCGCGCCGGUUGGUGUUAUAUGAAGAAGUCCGUUUCGUCCAGCUGGAGCGGAGCAUGGCUGCUGUUGACGAAGCGUCGGUUAUACUUCUACAACUACCAAGACCAUCAGCUGGAGCAGUUGGAUCUGCGGAAGGCUCGAUGCAUCGGAGGUAUCGAAUCGGAUGAAUCGAUUCGGAAUCUACACACGGAAUCCGGACCGUCGCUGUUCAUUGACUGCCCGCCGUAUGCCACGUUGUAUUUCAUCAUGGCGUCUCCGAGGGAGACCCAGAUAUGGAAGAAGAUCAUCAAGGAUACGGCGCAUAAAAACGGAAGCAGCAUUCACAGCCAACAGUUGACCAAGAACGACGUCCCCGUGCUCAUCGACAAGUGCGUCAACUUCAUCUACGCACAUGGUUCGAUGUCCGAGGGAAUUUACCGCAAGUCUGGAUCGUCUAGUCAGGUCACCAAAAUUCUACAACUCUUCAAGGAGGACGCAUUUGCGGUUCAGCUCAUUCGCGGAGAAUUCAACGAAUACGACGUCGCUGGGGCGUUGAAGAAGUUCAUUCGGGACAUUCCAAGUUCAUUUUUUGGAAGCUAUUCGAUAAGUUUCGUCAGUAUCUCCAGUUUGAAGUCCGUGAAGGACAAAAUCGAUUCCUACAAGGAGCUGCUCUCACGUCUGCCAAAAGUGGAAUAUCACACAUUGAAGAAGCUGAUUGGGCACCUUAACUUCAUCGCGUCGCUUGAGCAGCACAACAAGAUGGGUGUACCGAACCUGGCCAUGAUCUGGGGAUCAACGCUGAUGGCGAACUCCACUCAGAAUUUGGAAGCCGAACAGGUGACGUACAGUCAAGAAGAGGCGGACGUUGUGGCGGAUUUGAUCAAGCUCUACAAAAACCUAUUCACGAUCACCCCGGAGGAGGUCAAGAAGGAGCUGCUCAUGCUGAAAGUGUUGCAAAAAUACCACGCCGCGGCGGAAAAUCUAUCCGACACGGUAAAAGAUUCCGGCGAUUUGAAGGUAUGGAUCGCGAUUGAGUGCGACGAGGGAAGCAGUAAGGCAGCGAGUGAGGAGAAGACCCAGAUCAAUGUUACGAUCACUCCGACCAAAACGGCUUCCGACAUUUGCAAGGAACUGGCGGGGAAGACUCCGUUCCAGUGGUACAAGCUGACCCUGUACGAGGUAAUCGGAGAUGGUUCGUUGACUCGACCCAUCCACUAUAGCGAGAGGGCAUUGGAGGUUGUGUUGAGGUGGACUUACUGGAACGACGUCGAUCGGAAGAAUAACUACUUAUCGAUCAGACAAACCACAACGUUGAACGACGUCUAUCGACACAUUCAGAAGUCGCCACUCCUCACGCCCACCACCGAGCUGAAGUUCGCCGAUCGGAAAACGAAAACACUGCGGAGUUACAAGCUGCAGCUGAUCGGGAAGGAGAUCGUUGUGCUGAAGAGGGUGGACAAGAAGGAGAAGGGUCUCUAUGAGGAACUGAUGAAGAUUGACCUCAGCAAAGUUCAAGCGUACAUUGGAAGGGAGGCGAAGCGGGAUCAGUCGAGUCUUCGGUGGGCGAUAACCCUGGUGGAUAAUGAUUUCAAAAAGAGGACUCGAGACGCCCCCUUCAUCGGCCAUCUCUUCGGAGGAAUCGAUUUCACGGAUCAAGUCACGUGGUAUUCCAGCAUUCUGUACAGCCUACACAAGGAUGACAUCCUGCCGAGUAGUGAUCUUUUCUUCUAGCCUUUUAGGUAGCCAAUAUUUACAUGCGAGUAUUUCCAUUUUACCUAACUAGAUUUUAACCAGUUAUUGAAUUCAGCUAUGAAUAAAUUCAUCAAGUAAGGACCGUCUUCAAAUGGUCGCAAUUUCUCAA
This is a messenger RNA of Armigeres subalbatus, 5859 nucleotides long. RefSeq lists its product as uncharacterized. Lineage: Eukaryota; Metazoa; Arthropoda; Insecta; Diptera; Culicidae. The record is from RefSeq and is a predicted model, not a curated record. Gene Ontology annotation, biological process: signal transduction. Gene Ontology annotation, molecular function: phosphatidylinositol-3,4,5-trisphosphate binding. The transcript is spliced from 5 exons. Bases 876 to 5729 code for a protein of 1617 amino acids. Gene Ontology annotation, cellular component: cytoplasm.